Messenger RNA from Ipomoea nil (Japanese morning glory), 1894 nucleotides. RefSeq names its product protein ROOT PRIMORDIUM DEFECTIVE 1. The record is from RefSeq and is a predicted model, not a curated record. The transcript is spliced from 2 exons. The coding region runs from base 244 to 1737 and encodes 497 amino acids. Gene Ontology annotation, molecular function: RNA binding. Lineage: Eukaryota; Viridiplantae; Streptophyta; Magnoliopsida; Solanales; Convolvulaceae.
CACAUUUAUCGCCUUUUUGAGUCCCUAGCUCUUCUUUAACAGGCAGAAGUCCAGAACCAGUGACGCCGCCAAGUGUUCGAUCAUUUGCCUCUCUGACCGGAGGAAGUGACGCCUACCAAAUGGUUUGCCUCAAUGACUAGCCUGCAAAGUGUUCGAUCAUUUGCCUCAACGACUACAAUCUGUGACGCCUACCAAAUGUUUGAUUAUUUGCCUUAACCGGCUUGGCUGAUGAAACAGUAAACAAUGCUCACGCUACCAGUAAGACUUCAAUUCCCAAGCAACUCCCAUUUUACUCCUCUCCACUCCAGUUUCCUGCCGGGCCGAAGCAGCAAAGAGUGGUGUGUUGUGGAUGCUAUGGUGCUCAGACCCAAAACAACAACAGUGUGUGUUAGGGUUUCAACUGUUCGUGCUUCUUCUGGUCCUUUCAAGCUAGUGCGUGAUCGGUCAUUGGACAGGCAUGUUGUAAAGAGCAACAAAAUCCGCUUCAUUCAGAAGCUAAAGACGCUGCUCCUUUCGAAACCCAAGCAUUUCUUGCCCCUCAAAGUUAUUUACAAGUGUCGUGCCUAUCUGGCUCUCUCCAAAACCCACUCUAUUCUUUCCAUGAUCCAUCGUUAUCCCACCAUCUUCGAAUUCUUCACUAUCCCCACACCUCCAACUCCAUUGAAUGCCACCAAACCACUCUCCCAGCUAUGUGUUAGGCUCACUCCAGCUGCAGCUGCUCUUGCUGUUAGAGAGUAUGAGCUGAAGUCCAAAAUGUCAGUUUUGUUAGCUGCCAAACUCCAGAAGCUUUUAAUGCUCUCAUCGCAUCGGAGGAUUUUGUUAUCCAAGCUCGUCCACAUUGGUCCUGAUCUUGGCUUGCCUGUUAAUUUCCGCUCUCGCCUCUGCAAUGAAUUCCCGGAUAGGUUCAAAGUUGUGGACACUUCCUAUGGAAGGGCUCUUGAGCUUGUUUCUUGGGAUUCGAGUUUGGCUCGUCCUUUACCCUCGCUUGAAGUUGACUCUGCUUCACUUGGGCUGAUUGUCGAUAGACCACUGAGAUUUAAACAUUUGGGGCUCAGAAAGGGGAUCAAUUUGAAGAGACGGCAUCAGGAUUAUCUCGUGAAGUUCAAUGAACUCCCGGAUGUGUGUCCGUAUAGAUCAAAAGUGAAGGAUUUCCCCAAGGAGUCCAUUGAGGCGGAGAAAAGGGCCUGUGCGGUUGUGAGGGAGGUGUUAGGCAUGAUGGUCGAGAAGAGGACUCUGGUAGACCACUUGACGCAUUUCAGGAAGGACUUCGGGUUGUCAAACCAGUUGAGGGCAAUGCUGGUGAGGCACCCCGAGUUGUUCUAUGUGAGUUUGAAGGGGCUGAGACACUCUGUGUUUCUGGUUGAAGGCUAUGACGAUGGUAGGCUUAAGGAGAAGGAUGAGCUACUGGUUAUCAAAGAUAAGUUUAUGCAGCUGGUUAGGGAAGGAAAGCAAUUGAGAAGGGAGAAGAGGAAGGCAUAUGGUAAAGGCAAAGCCAUUGAGCUUAUCACAAGCGCUGAUUCGAAUGAGGAAGUUGAUGAUGACUUCGAUGUCUCUUAUGAUGGCUUAGAUGAUUUAUUCGAGCUCGAUGAUCUUGGCUCUGAAGAUGAUACAGACAAAGAAGAGUUUGGUUCUGAAGAUGAUUCAGGAAUGGAGGAGGAAAGCCAGUUUUGGACAACUGAGGGUGUUGUUCUUCCUGGGAGUGGGGAUGGUGGAGGUACUGCUUCUAUGCCUUGGUAGAAUCAUUUCCAUCCAGUAAAGUACAUUUCAUUCUGGUUGUUCAAUAGGAGAUUUAUUGCAUAUGUAAAUGUAAAUAUUGUUUGUUCUAGGAAUUAAAAACAAAAAUGGAGAUAUUUAUAAGAGAUUAUAUAUGUAGUCAGUCAAAUUCCAAGUUUAA